This is a messenger RNA of Cephus cinctus (wheat stem sawfly), 2299 nucleotides long. RefSeq names its product longitudinals lacking protein-like (gene lolal). Bases 551 to 934 code for a protein of 127 amino acids. The record is from RefSeq and is a predicted model, not a curated record. The transcript is spliced from 4 exons. Gene Ontology annotation, molecular function: protein binding. Gene Ontology annotation, biological process: regulation of transcription by RNA polymerase II. Gene Ontology annotation, cellular component: nucleus. Lineage: Eukaryota; Metazoa; Arthropoda; Insecta; Hymenoptera; Cephidae.
CUAAAACUACGUGGAUGCAUACAUAGCGGUGUACUAUUUGCUCGGAGGUUUAACAAUAAUUUUAUUUAAGUUAUCAUUGUCAAUUAUGCCGGUACAUGUGGUGUGGAUAUACGGAUAUGGUUACAAGACCUGAAACUAUAUUGUGAAUACGAUCUGAUAAGAAUUGUAUACUCUUGUACGUAUAGACAGUGCUAGGUUUAGGUUAGGUUAUACAUCGUAGGAUAGAUUUGGUAUUUUUGUGAUUUGUCACGUGUUUUUUGGUGCUUGUAUAGAUUAAUUAAUUGAUAGGUUUUUUUUGUAGCAAAAACUUAAAAAUAAGGUUUGUUUGCUCAGAUGUACGGAAAUACGUCUGACGAGUCUUGUACCUUACUGCAUAGGCUUUACGGCCUUUGUUUCUCAGUGACUGUGACUUUGCCGUGUGGUGACAAUGUGUAGUGACAAUGUGUGGUGACCAAGUGUGGUGUUAAGUGCGGGAAUAUUUUCUUCGAACGUGGAACAUCUUGGGAUUGUUCUUGCAUAUCUUAUUUUGAGACGACUAACGGCAUUAAUAAUGGCUGGCGAGCAGCAACAGUUUUUUCUUAAAUGGAAUGAUUUCCAAUCUAAUAUGGUAUCGUCGUUUAAACACUUGCGGGAUGAGAAAAGUUUUACAGAUGUUACACUAGCUUGCGACGGUCAAACAUGCAAAGCUCACAAAAUGGUUCUCUCAGCUUGCAGUCCUUACUUCAAAUCUUUAUUAGAGGAAAAUCCGUCCAAACAUCCUAUCAUUAUUUUGAAGGACGUAGCCUACAGUCAUCUUCAAGCUAUUCUUGAGUUUAUGUAUGCAGGAGAAGUAAACGUUUCACAGGAUCAACUACCAGCAUUUUUGAAAACUGCUGACCGACUCAAAGUUAAAGGCCUGGCUGAGGCUCCUGGUGCCAUUAAGAGGGAGGGAUAAGUCUACGCACCUUUAGUUAUGGUGUUUUGGGAAGCGUGCAGACUGAAAACAAUUGUAAUGUUGUAAAGUGAUUACGUAGACACAUAACGCCACACAAUAUACAAAAACACAUACAGACACACAUAAGAAAUAAAAAACGUGUACAAUAACACAAGACUAUACGUGCACAGUGUCCUCCGGUUCAUGACUAGGAUCAACACAAACAGUUAUGUAAAUUACGACAUUUUUCUUAAUUACAAUUAACGUGGACGUUGUAUUGAAUCAUAUACAAGUACAGUAGAGACUAAAUGUUGAUGUUUGUCUUGAACCCAAUACGCCACUAUACUACAACCGACACUGAUUAUUUUUUUAAAAAUGGAGUGCUGCAGUGUUACGAACGAAUAAGUGGGUCACGAAUAGUUUAAUAUACACACACUGACCGGGGCUAUUUUGUAGAUCGAUUGGAAAUACCAUCAACUUAUUCAUUAUUUUGUCUAAAAUUCGAGAAAAAAAAACGUUCACCAUCAAUUUCUGUUCCACAGUCAGUUGAGCCAUGAAACCACUAAACGAGGCCGACUGAUCUCAUUCGUUCGAAACCUAACCUAACAAUAUACAGUUAUAAUUUUUCAAAAUAUUCUCUAAUUUUUUAUAUAUAAAAAAAACAGACGCUUCAAUAGAUUUUACAAAAUUCACACGUCACAGACUAAUCGUCUUAUCAUGAUGGAUCGUACGAUGAGUGACAGAUUGUGCCUCGUGACGUCAUUAGAUUUGCAAAAAUCCCCGGCCAUCAGAUCGAAGAGCGUGGAAUUGCGUUUUCUUAAAUUUUGACAAGCAUAACGCUACGUCAAACUGCCACGGUAACGAUCAUUAUUGCCUACCAAUUAGUUGCGCAAUUUUCAUUGUCCUAAUAAUGAAUUAAAAAAAAAAAAGAAAAAGACAAAGUGUGGCGAGUCGAGACAAACACUGACAAUUUAACAUACACGGCAAUAUGGCAUCGCGUUUAUUUCCACUUGAGCGAUCGCAAUUCCACUGAACCAAAUACUGCCAGUAUUUGUACAUACAGGCGUAUUCACAUUAUUACCGAUAGACCAAACUUAUUUAUGAUAAUAAUAUAUUGAGGGUGGGCUCGUCCCGGGCCGAGGGAUGAAUUAUUGUAACAUAAAAGUAAAAAGAAAAAAAAAAAAAGAAAGGACAAUUUUUGUAAGGCCGGAGCGCACAGUUCCUUUUUUUAAACUCCUCUCGAAACGGCAUACGGCCGCCCUCACAUUUAUUAGGGAGUUCUUAAUGGCGGCGACGAGAGUCAGGAAACAAUUGUGACGUGAUAAGAAGACACGAGGGAACUCCGUGCGACAUUGAACGGUUACAAUUAAUAAGUAUUUUAUGUAA